Annulohypoxylon maeteangense is the source of this 1959-nucleotide messenger RNA. RefSeq lists its product as uncharacterized. The coding region runs from base 318 to 1211 and encodes 297 amino acids. Lineage: Eukaryota; Fungi; Ascomycota; Sordariomycetes; Xylariales; Hypoxylaceae. The record is from RefSeq and is a predicted model, not a curated record. The transcript has a single exon.
AUUGGAAAUUUGAAUCAAUUGGUUUUAGUAUCAUAUGUUCUUUUUACCAUACUUUACAGUGUCCAUAUAACUGAGGUUUUAAUUCAUUCGUACUCGGCCUAGAACUCCGAUGGCAGACAUCAUCACAGCUUAAUUAUACCAUGUCGAGUAAUUAUAGCUGACGAAUUGUCAUUGAUAUCUCACAUCCUUUGCGACCAUACAACUAAACCCAGAGCAACGACUUUCCAACGUCGCUUAAGAUUCCUCGACUUUACUCGGCGUACUUUGAGUUUUCUAUUCCUUUCUCAAUAAGUCGCCAAAGCGGCAUUUAAAGCAAGAUGGCGGAAACCUCGGGAGCAUCGUAUCGCAGAGAUAAAAAGGAGUUUAAGGAAUUAACGGAUGAGAAGGUGCGACAAAUAUACGUCUGGAGAACCGAGGUCGAGUAUUCGCAGACCCGCUGCAUUUGUUCAAAUCCUACCAUGAUUGAGCCUGAACCCGCAAAGAAAGCCAAAGGCGAAAGUAAAGGAAAAGGGAAAGGCAAAGCCGUAGCCCGCAGAGGCGGACAUCGAACCGAAGCAUCAAGCAGCACUGCCAUGGAGUCUGAUAUUCAGCCAGAACCGUCGCAAGAGCCGGCUGCCCCAAGAGAAAUUCCUCUUACGGUUGGGAUAUUCGUACGCGAGGGAGACCCAUGUCCUAUGUGCAAGACGCCCGUGAACGAAGGCGUGCUGUUUAGUAAGAUUGAGGGGAGCGGGGAAAGAGCGAUAGUUUGCACGAACGCGAGUUCUCGAUCGAUGACCAGCCUCAAUCGCAUAUCGGACGUUCUUUCAUUCCGGCAAUACAAGACUCCGCCCAGAACGUGGCUGAAGAGGAAAGCGAGAAAGCCUCUAGAACAAAUCAAGAGAGCUGUUACCCCCGAGGAUGAGAAGUUCAAGGGGAAGCAGGUCCUAAAACCACUGAUGGAUUUACUGAAGAGGAGGUCGUCGUUGGAAUCCGUGAGCUCGGGACCGGCGACGGUACGGCCGAGGGCAACGGAGAUGUACCACACGGUUCCGAGCGAGAAUGAUAAAUUAAGAGCAAGAGCUGGGUCAGUUGAGACCCUGCUUUCGAGCUUGAGUGAUGAUGAUGAUGAUGAGCGUGGAAGACCUAAGCUAACCAUUGGUGAGUCUGCAGCGCGGCUACGCAGAGCCCAAAGGUUACUAGACAAGCAAAAUAAGAGCGAGAGUAAAACUUAAGUCUUUUCACGUCGAUCCGGUGUACGGGCACCUCGAACACGAAUACUCGGUUCGACUACGAUUAGACGGGCGACUUUAUUGUAUUAUAACAAGAAACGCAUGUUAUUUUGUGGAGGUGAGAUAUUUUUCUCUCUCAACGAUGGUUACAUAUAGUUCAGGUGGCUUAAGGUCAUCCGGAUGUGGACGGAUAACGGGUGGUUUGAAUUGUUGUUAUCAGCAUAGUUUUAAUAGGGCAUAUGGAUACAGCGGCAUAAGGGUUUGGAGAUACCCAUAGGUGUUAGCGAGUUAGACAGUUAGACUCUUGCUUUCUUGAGGCGUUUUGUAGAUUAGAACGGUCAGAAGAUUACGUCGGUGGCUAGUACUUGCUUUAGAGUACUGUCUACUGGAUUCAAUGUACAGCGUAUGAGGGUGGGAAUUACUAAAACCCAACUCUCCUUGUGUCUGUUUCGUGGUUACCUAUCAUGUAAAUUUUGUAUUAUUAUGUUCGAUAGAGGGUUAUAACCCAAAGAUGCAACUGUAUUUAGGUAAUUUACCUACAAACGUUUCAAUAGGCAAGCGAACACUACCUAAGCAAGUAAUCGAAGACAUAGGUAUUUGAUAUAUGGGUACAGAGUAUACCUCGUAGUAUAUGAAGCAAAGUGAAUAAACAAAGCAUAUGCAUCGGUACAGGCCUCAGAUUUAAUGAUUUGAGAUCAUUUCCAUUUUGGAUAUCCCUCUUCCUAUCAUAUUUGAUUUUGGGGUAUCAUCA